CUGUGGAUGGAUGAAGGGAAGAAGCUGUAUUUGGUGGCGCUCCUCCUUCAAUCGGAGCGGUUUGGUUACCGGAGACCAACGCAGCAUCAGCGGGGACUUAAAAUGAGCCGACGAGUGAUUAUUGAUCAGCUGCACGAGGCUUGAAUCCACCCAGAACCUCCAUGGAGCAGGAUGUGGAGAGCCCGGCUGUCAUCAGGAAGCCCAAGCUGCCCAAGCAGGCCCGAGAGUACCUGCCCAAGCAGCUGGCAGAAAUAGACAGAGCCAAGAAGAUCCAGCGGUACGUCCAGAAAGACGGGAAGUGCAACGUCCACCACGGGAAUGUUCGAGAGACGUAUCGUUACUUGACGGACAUUUUCACCACCCUGGUAGAUCUCAAAUGGAGGUUUAACCUCUUCAUCUUCGUGCUGGUGUACACGGUGACGUGGCUGUUCUUCGGCUUAAUGUGGUGGCUCAUCGCUUACCUCCGAGGCGACCUGGAGCAUCUAGCAGACAACCAGUGGACUCCAUGUGUCAAUAACCUCAACGGGUUUGUAUCAGCUUUUCUGUUCUCCAUUGAGACAGAGACCACUAUUGGUUAUGGAUAUAGAGUCAUCACGGACAAAUGCCCCGAGGGGAUAGUUCUGCUUUUAGUUCAGUCGGUGCUGGGAUCCAUCGUAAAUGCCUUCAUGGUGGGUUGCAUGUUUGUGAAGAUCUCGCAGCCCAAGAAACGAGCUGAGACACUAGUGUUUUCCACCAGCGCCGUCAUCUCCAUGAGAGACGGGCGGCUGUGCCUGAUGUUCAGAGUCGGAGACCUCCGAAACUCGCACAUCGUCGAGGCUUCGAUCAGAGCCAAGCUGAUCAAGUCCAAGCAGACCAAGGAGGGGGAGUUCAUCCCCCUGAACCAGACGGACAUAAACGUGGGUUACAGCACGGGAGAUGACAGGCUCUUCCUCGUGUCGCCGCUCAUCAUCUGCCACGAGAUCAACCAGCACAGCCCCUUCUGGGAGAUUUCACAGGCCCAUCUGUCCAAAGAAGAACUGGAAAUAGUUGUGAUCCUGGAGGGGAUGGUAGAGGCCACAGGGAUGACCUGCCAGGCCAGGAGCUCCUACGUCAGCAGUGAAAUCAAAUGGGGCUACCGCUUCAUGCCCGUCCUGACGCUGGAGGACGGCUUCUACGAGGUGGACUACAACAGUUUCCAUGAAAUCUACGAGACGAACACACCCACCUGCAGUGCCAAAGAGCUCGCUGACAUGGCCAGCCGUGCCCGUUUACCCCUCACCUGGUCGCUGGCCAGCAAGCUGAGCCAGCAGGGCCUGCCGGAGUCCGAGCAGGAGGGGCAGGAGACAAAAACCAACCCGGACAAUGAGGACAAGAGCCAGACGGCUGAGAGGAACGGGGAAAUUGCCAACUUAGAGAGCGAGUCCAAAGUGUAGCGAGUGCUGUCUGGUAAACAGCGAACUCGCUGGUUUUAUGUACUGUAGACCACCUGCUGGGACCAAGGAGCACAGUAGACCAAGUAAUCCUUCACCUAGAACUGCUAAGUAAACAUAUAGACAUGCGACCCACCCCUGGACUGGAAACCCCCUGCAGAAAGUGCAUGUUUCAGACA
Nematolebias whitei (Rio pearlfish) is the source of this 1588-nucleotide messenger RNA. It is a transcript of the gene kcnj6, whose product is annotated as potassium inwardly rectifying channel subfamily J member 6. Gene Ontology annotation, cellular component: plasma membrane. Gene Ontology annotation, molecular function: G-protein activated inward rectifier potassium channel activity. The transcript is spliced from 3 exons. The record is from RefSeq and is a predicted model, not a curated record. Bases 162 to 1412 code for a protein of 416 amino acids. NCBI's taxonomy places the organism in Eukaryota, Metazoa, Chordata, Actinopteri, Cyprinodontiformes, Rivulidae. Gene Ontology annotation, biological process: potassium ion import across plasma membrane; regulation of monoatomic ion transmembrane transport.